AUGGCGUACGCGUCGGCGUGGAGUUCCACGCAUCCGCCGUUUCCUUCCAGUCAGCGAGGAAAUAUAGCUGACCGGAACGGAGAGAGGAAGCGAGAAGACCGCGUAUGGGCAUCCGUGGGAGCCGAGACUUCUCUUCCUUCCUGUGCAGCGAGCGCUCUGCCUCGUCACUACGUGCCUCACUACGUGAACGUUCCGAAAAUGGAAAAACUCAUCACCGAGCUUGCUGCUGACGCAACACAGAAACUCUCGACUGCCACAAUCAAGAAACAACUCAAGCAAAUCCAACAGCAGGAACCUUUGGCGGCCGUGUCCUUCAACGAGCUCUCCGGGAAAAAACAGACUCUGGCAGACUCGGCGGGGCUAGCGGGUUUCGGUCGAGCAGGCGCAAAAGAUGGGGCUAUACCACCGGCGGCGCCUCUCCGGAGGGCGAAGGCUGCGGAGGAAAGCAGCGGCUUGGCGUGUCCAAAAACCAGCGAAGGAGAGCGGGAAAAAGAAGACAGAGAAGACGCGCAAAUGACCACGCAGACUGCCGUCGCGAGCGUCUUUGGACAGGCAGAACUUCUUUCCUUGCUGCCAGAGUCGCGCUUCCGGAACUUGAUGCAGCGCCAGGUUCAGCGACUGAACUUUUUCGUGCAGUCGAAGGAGCGCGAAAUUUCGCAACGCCUCUGCCACAUCUACAGCGCAGUUGGCCUGAUGAGAGAGCAGCACGGCUUUACGCCGGACGUCGCUGCGAGGCUUGAAGAGGAGCUAGACGCGCAGUCUGCAGAAAUCACGCACCUCGACUUUUUUGUGCGACGAAACUACAAGGCACUCGUCGACCUUGGUCACCUCUUUGAUCGGCUUCUCGAGACCGACACAACGCGGUGGUUCAUUUUCUCGCUCAUCAAAGAGAAGUUCUGCAACGUGGACCUCGAAGGGUUGAUGCUGCGUCUCUCGCUCGCGUGGUCAGCCUUCCGGCAAGCUAAGGCGGGAGUGACGGAGAGCGGCAAGUGGGAAGCGCCGGAGACGUUCGUGAGGAACACAACCAAGUACUGGCUGCGCUCCGAUCGUGUGGUGCAGGCGCAAUGCCUCAUUCUGAAGCAUCUCCCCUUCCUCGUCUACGGCGCCUCGGAGGAAGACAUCGCUGCAACACUCCUGGGGCAGCCUCAGGGCAAGACCGGGAGCGGAGACGCGGAAAACGCCGUCACCAAACAAGAGAAGGGGAAGGCGGAAGAUCUUAAACCCAAUAUCGGCGCUUCCCAGCCCAUCACCUCGGUCUACGUCGACAGUAACACUGGCUACUGCUUCGAGAAUCGCAUUCUCCGCAUGGAAGGCGCUGAGCUUAUUCGCUUCCGGUGGUACGGCGUCAAUGACAACGACGGCGACAAGACGGUCUUCGUCGAGAGGAAGACGCACCACGAAAGCUGGACAGGUUUGAGCAGCACGAAGGAGAGGUUCGCUCUGGACCAAAAGUUCGUUAAGAGCUACUUGAUCGGGCGGCUGCCUGCAGCUGAGGCUCUCGGCGUCCAGUUCCGCGAACGUUGGUGGAAAGAGAAGGAGGCGAAGGAGAGAGAGAAGGAGAAAGAGAAGGAGAGAGAGAAGGAAGAAGCCUUGGGCGUUGGGGGGUAUCAGGGGAAGCAAGACGGAGUUGGGGAUUCGGAGAGGGGUGCCGAGGACGAGGCGCAAGGACGAACGAAGAAAGACGAGUCAGCAGAAAAACGGCGGCGCUGGGAACGAGAAGCGGAAGAAGCAGAGAUCAAAUUCUUCCAAGAUCCCAAAACGCAAAAGUCGCUUCAACUAGCCUGCGAGAUUCAAAACACACUCCUCAGUCAUUCCCUAUUACCGAUGGUGCGAACAAGCUAUCUGCGGGCAGCCUUCCAGCUGAGCACCUCGAACGCCGUGAGGAUUUCCUUGGACACGAACUUGUGCAUGGUGGACGAGUUGACGCCGCAGUACGUCAGUCUGGGAAGGGAGGAAGAGCGUCGAGGUUGCGAACGAGCACAAGCCAGUGACGCACUCAGCGGGUCACUUUCAGGCGAGAAAGGCGGUGUCUUCGUCGACGGCUUCUCUCUCUGGGAGAGCCUUCGAAGGCCCGAGGCCCAGACUCAAAAGCCGGCCUCGGUCUCGGCUCGCAGUCAAAGUGGGGGCGCGGGAGGAGACGGAGGAGCCGAAGAACGAGACACCUGCAGUGGGGCGAAGGCGGUCACCGGAGACCUCGAGCGAUUAGACCGAAUGCGUGAGGACGACGAUGAUGUUCUCUGGUGCAGAGUGGCUGAGGAACUCCUCGGAAAGAACGACGUCGUUCGCUUCCCCUUCGCUGUGCUGGAGGUGAAGCUCCAAACCUCGCCCGGUCCUCCUUGGGUUCAGGAACUUCUUGCGCUCUGCGACGCGAUUAUGGUCCCAAAGUUUUCAAAGUUCCAGCACGGCAUGGCCUUUCUGCACAGCGACAAAAUCUGCCGCCUUCCCUACUGGCUCCAGGCCUCGCCGGAAGCCGAGGGCGGUCGCCGCGACAGAGACGCCCUCGGCCGCGGGCUGUCUCUCGACUCGCAUGCGCGCGACGGCCAGAGGCCGUUGGCGAGAGAGAGACGGGAAGGCGGGGAACACGCUCAGGCAGCGGCUGCGUCGCUGCCGCCUUUCUCCUCUGGGCUCGCGGACUUGGCGAGGGAAGGCAGCUGCGGGGUGGACGACAGGAGAACUGACGGGCACUACUGUCUCUUUGGUUCUCGGCGCGGUACGCUGUUCUACUCGCCCAUCGUUCGCAGCGUGGAAGAGGGUGAAGGCGCUGUCCACUCGGUCCACUCGGCGCAGCUGGUCGAAGGGUUCCGGCACCCCGCAGAGGCCAGCAGCAAACCGAGCAGGGGCGAUCCGACGCUCAGCUGCGUUUCAGUCGGCGACGACCUUCCAACCAAACCCAGUCUGACGCAGUUCACGCGGCGUGCAAAGCCAUGUGGGAAGUCGACGCUGGGGACGGAUGCGGCGCGGACGCUGGACUGGCUGCGACAGCGACACACCGAGGCGCUCGCGGAGGAUUUCUACACGCCCUCAGACAGCCUAGAGGAGCCCCGCGUCCUCGCGUCCCAAGAGGAAGGUUUCGGCGUUUCCGAGGCGCACGGAAGGCGCAGCGGGCGAAACGAGACGUCCUCUGGGCUGCCUCGGUCCGAGUCGCCUCAGCGCUCGGGCGACGAUGGAGAGGAAGACGACGCGGUUUUGGCGCGACAGACGAAGAAAGCAUGUUUGCGGAAAGUUCUUCGGCAAAGCAAGAAGAUGCGGAAACUCGAUCCGAAGAGUUUCUUUGCCAAUGAACGGACCUUUCUUCAGUACCUGCAGAAGGCGGUCUACCUGGGUUCUCUGGCGAUUGUCCUCCUGCAGUGGGGCGGCGUCGGCGUUUUCGCCGAAAUGGCCGGGCUGUGUCUCGCCUUUGCGGUCCUCGCGCUGCUCGCCUACAGCUACAGGAUCUUUGAAGAGCGUGGGCGGAAACUGGAGAGGAAAGUCGCGCGAGGGGACCUCAACGCCGGCGAGCGCUACGACAGCACCUACGGCCCCGUUCUGGCCUUUGCGUCUGUGUCACUGAUUGUCCUUUUCAUUCUCACGACGCAGAUCGACGCAGGGGUCAGAAAACUCGAGUCUGUCUAG
This is a messenger RNA of Neospora caninum, 3612 nucleotides long. RefSeq lists its product as hypothetical. The record is from RefSeq and is a predicted model, not a curated record. Lineage: Eukaryota; Apicomplexa; Conoidasida; Eucoccidiorida; Sarcocystidae. Bases 1 to 3612 code for a protein of 1203 amino acids. The transcript has 17 exons.